This is a messenger RNA of Rhizoctonia solani, 4893 nucleotides long. RefSeq names its product ICE-like protease (caspase) p20 domain protein. NCBI's taxonomy places the organism in Eukaryota, Fungi, Basidiomycota, Agaricomycetes, Cantharellales, Ceratobasidiaceae. The record is from RefSeq and is a predicted model, not a curated record. Bases 1 to 4893 code for a protein of 1630 amino acids. Gene Ontology annotation, molecular function: cysteine-type endopeptidase activity. Gene Ontology annotation, biological process: proteolysis. The transcript has 13 exons.
AUGAUCUUGCCUACUACUCAGGGCGAUCCCAAAGAAAUUGUUCAGAGAUUAUGCGAGAAGGCUGGCGGAGGGGCUGGAUUGCAGGCUACUGAACAGGCUCACCAAGUUCAUGUCGUCACUAAAUCUACCAGCGACAAGCCGCUCCUUCACGCACUAAUCAUUGGCAUAAACAAAUAUGUAGCCAACGUGCACUUGGCCGCAGCUGUGCCCGAUGCAUUGUCCUUCAAGGAAUAUCUCACGAACGACUUGCUUGUACCCGAGGAACAGAUAAAGGUUAUUCUCGAUGAGGAGGCCACACGAGCAAAUAUAAUCAAGGCUUUUCAGGAUCUCGCCGACGAAAAUAAUGGAAUAGAUCGCGAUGAUCCGAUCGUCAUUUACUACGCAGGCCACGGCAGUGAAAUCGAUCCACCACCAGAUCGAGCUGCCAAUGGUCCAAAGGUCCAGUGCAUCAUUCCCCAGGACACUAGCACCGACGCCGGAAUUGUACCCAUCCCUGAUUUUACUCUAGGCACUCUGAUCCAUCGAAUUGCCCAGGAAAAGGGUAACAAUAUCACUUUGAUCUUCGACUGUUGUCACUCUGCCGGUGGAACUCGUGAUGAAAUAGACGAUGCCCGAUUCAUCGACAAGUCCAAGCUUCCCAAACUCCCCGCCUCACCAGACAAGGACAUAAUUAAAAAGGCUCUCGAGGGGUCUCGAGAUGUGGUUGACCCAGCUUCACUCGGAUUGUCCUUUGAGGACAUGGGUUCUCACGUCAUUUUGGCUGCAUGCGGCCAUGCCGAAGUUGCGUUCGAGAAUGGGGAAGAGAAGCACGGAUACUUUUCCAGCGCACUGCUCAAGCUGCUGCGAAGCGUCCAGAUAGACAGUCUGACAUACAGAGCAUGCAUGCAGCGUCUUCCUCCCCUGCGCACAAGGCAGCCACAGAAUCCCGUCUGCGAGGGCAAGCACAUGAACCGCAUCUUUUUCAAUGCCAAGGUUCAAGGCGCUAGCGUAUCUAUGAUCCUAAUCAAAGCAAAGGGCAAAGACUUUUAUCUUCAGUCUGGGGUUGCCCAGGGCAUCACCCCUGGUAGCCAGUUUUCUAUCCACACGAGCGAUAUUCCUAGCAAGGACAACCCUUCUCUUGGCACUCUCGAAGUCGAUUUGGUCGAACCGUUCGUGUCGCGUCUGAAAGAUGCCGACACGCUGGCUCUCAAAGCUACUACGGUCUAUUACGGUCGUCAGGUGGCAUACGGUCCUGAGCAAGCGCUCGAUAUAUAUGUCACACAGCAGUUUGUCGAUGCUGCCAAACCAAGCGACGCAUGGGCCCGGGCGUUUGCAGGCGGUGCCGGCGAACUCGUUUUGCGCCCCGUCGAACCGGAGCUCGCUUCCGUCGUCCUGUCUGUUAACAAGAAGAAGAAAGCCACGUUUACGCUCACGAAUCAAGCUGCGGUACAGUACGGAGUUGCGAAACUGCCUCGUCCUACUUAUAUGCCUAUCCCUCCCGAGGCCGAGCGCGUGAUGCCCGUUUUGACGGCUAUUUCUCAAUGGAACUGGCAGCUUCGUCGUAUGCCCCUCGAUGGCCGGCCGUUUGCGAAAACGAUCGAUUAUGAAUUUUACAAGCUUCGGCAGACCGGGGAAUAUAGUGAUGAAGGGGACAUGGUGCUCGUGCCCGACGGCGACAACCUCAAUGUCGAUGGAGUGGUUGAUAUAGUGCCCACCCCUGAUGAUUGGUACGGGAUCAAGAUCACCAACAACUCCACACGAGAUCUUUAUGCCUAUUUGUUUGAUUUCUCCUGCACGACUCUGUCUAUUGCGCGCAGGACGAUCCCGAUUUUAGGUAUCAAUACAUCCGAUCCCACACUUCCCAAGGGCGGCAGCUUGACGAUCGGAUACGGCUCAGGAGGCCAAGAGCCUUUGAUAUUUUCGGUUACCGAAGGCCUAAGGUUUGAUGUCAAUCACUUCAAGCUGUUCGUCACAACCCAUGCGACCGAUUUCGACUCAUUGGAGCAGGAGAGUCCGUUUGAGGGCAGAGGCACGGUCGCGAGCAGUAAAGUGAAAGAGCUGUUUAAUCAGAAGCCUCUAUGGGACGCUUUUACGAUUGCCCUUGUACAAAGGCAGUAUCCCAAGGGAGAAGAGCCCGAACCCGAGGUCGAGUCUGAGGGCGAGCAGGAGGCAGAAGAAGGCGCAGAGGAAGAAGUGGUGCCGAAGCCCGAGCCCGAACCCGAGCCCGAACCCAAACCCGAACCCGAGCCCGAGCCCGAGCCCACUCCCGGACCCGGGCCUACACCUGGACCUGGUACCGGUACUGGUGGCUGUGUAUUGUUCACAGGCAGAUCCGAGGAGCCACUCCAAGCUCGUGCCAUGUCGUCGGCUGAAUCGAUGCAGCCUUGGUUCCGCACACCAAAGCUUACCAAGGAGCUCAUUUCUUCUAUUUGUGGCAUGAGACUGCGUACCCAUUCUAAAGGGCAAGGUCUCGCCGGGGCGACUGCAACCGCGCGAACCGGAGCAUACUUUGAAAUAUGGGUCAUUGGGAACGAUGACAUGCUUAAACUCACACCCGAUGAGGAGGAGAUGAGGUACCGCUCUCAUCCGGCCCCCGACAAUGCCGAUUACGAAUGGACCGAUGGUCGCGUUUUCGACGAAACCGAAAAGCUAUGGAGCAAGCUCGAGCCUGGCGAUUGCUUCGAAGUGAUGGUCGGCGCGAGCGGCAGAGGAUGGACGAACGACGCAAAUCGGGGCCACUUGAUGUUCUGCGAGACCCAGAAAUCUAUCAAAAGCCAAUACCCAAUAUGGAACCUCCAUGCGCUCCUGAUUGGAAUCGAUACAUACAAAAAAGUCGUAAAACUCACCGGGGCUUCCAAAGACGCAGACUCCAUGGAAGAGUUUCUCCUUUCCGACCUGUCCGUCCCGGCUUCACAAAUAACCAACCUCAGGAAUGAGCAGGCCACUCGGUCUGGUAUAAUAGCUGCUCUGACAGAGCUACGCAGAAAUCCGGACAUUGAUUAUCUUGAUCCUAUCCUGAUUUACUAUGCUGGGCACGGAUGCGAAGUCGACACGCCAUCCACCGAUUGGGGUUCCUAUCAUGAGAAAACGCAAUGCCUGGUUCCAUGGGACGCGGGGGCACUGGACUCGGACGGGAAGCUCAUACCACCUAUCCCGGAUUACACCAUUGCGGCUCUAUUGUACGCGUUAGCCGCAGAAAAGGGAAACAACAUUACCGUAAUAUUCGACUGUUGCCAUUCGGCGAGUAGCACCCGGGGCGUCCAAGGGACAUUCAACAGACACGCUCAUCUAGAAUUGAAGAUCACACCAUCUUGGAAGUUAGCCCAACACCACAUCAUAGGUGACCCUAAAAAGACCGCCUAUCGACCACGUCGACUAAAUCCGGAGGAUCUUCCUCCACUCUCCCGAGACGUGGACACGGAUAUUCUUCAAACUCACAUCAGUUCCCAUAUUGAUUCAGAAAGUAGCCCAAAAUACCGAAUUCCACUUGAUCGGGACACUUCCGGAUUUCAUAGAUUUGGGCGCUCACAUAUACUUCUUGCCGCAUGUGGGCAUGCUGAAGUAGCUUACGAAUGUGCGAAUUCAGACAGUGGGUUCUUCACCACCGCCUUGCUCGAACAACUGCGCUCUCGGCAAAUACACAAGAUGACAUACAAAGCAUGCUUCGAAACUUUCCACGUUACCUACUCCGAGAGCCCUGUGUGCGAGGGAGAUAAGCUCGAUCGACUGUUAUUCAGUACCACAGUUCCAGAAGAAAGUCGCAUCUUCAUACCCAUGCGAGAGAAAUCCAACGGCUAUGUCCUCAAGGCAGGAUUUGCCCAGGGGGUCAUUCCAGGCUCAAAAUAUGGUAUUUAUGGGGACGAUCUGAGCACCGAAAAGGGGACCUUCACCGCCAAUCCUCUCACCGACCCGAAGCUUUAUCCAUGCCAGACACAGUGCGACAUUCAUCGGGCCGUCUUGGAUGUUGAUAGGUCUGGUGGAGGGAUAACUAUUGAAAUUGCCGGGUUGACAAGCAAACAGCUUCACAAGUGCCUUCCGGAACAAAGUAGGAUCCAAAAAUUGUUAUUUUCGAUGGCCCAAUGGGACUGGCAUCUAUUCAGAGAGCCGGAAGCUAGCUCUCGAGCCAAGGGACGUGCCCAACUGUAUAUGUAUCGGCUAGACGAGGCGGGACCGAGUCUGGUUCCUUUGGAUAAUGGCGUGGCUACUUUGAUGGUACCCUCCAAAGAACUUUACGGAUUUAGAAUUAAAAGCCUGUUUCAUCGACGCCUAUACGCGUAUUUGUUCUACUUCAGCACAAAAAGCCAGUCAAUCAAGCCCUUGUUCCUCAGUGUUUGCGGUAACGGCUACGUAGAUGCUCCGCUUGAGGCGAAUGGGGAACUUACGAUUGGUUAUGGGAAUGAUGACAUGAUUUCAGGUCCCAUUUCCUUUCAGCCUGAGACAGAUGUGGGAUAUUUCAAGUUGUUUCUCACAACGGUACCAGGGGAUUUCGAUUUGAUGGCUCAAUUGUCACCCUUUGCCCAGUCGGAGAAUGGGCAUAUUGUAUCAUUGAUAGGUGGCGAUCGGUGCUCGAGCGGGAUAGAUAUACGGGGAUGCGAUCCAACUGAUUCUAGCCAAGCAGCGCUGGUCAAUAGGCGGAUGCGCCCUGUAGAUCGUUCUGGUCGCCCCAAAAUUACCAGCCGUCUUGCGGAUGGACUGAAUAAUCUGAGAGGCAAUGAUCACACCACUUCGAUUUUGGACACAGCUUCGAAUCAUUUGCACAGCCACGUGGACGGGAGCGCAGAGAUCCACAACUUCUCGAUGAUUGGUCAAAUUCCCCGAACGCUGAGCAGCUCCGAGGCCGCCGAAAGGCUUGAUAAUCGGGAAAUAUGGGAGACUGUUUGCUUGCAGGUGACCAUAAAACGGGUUAAUCACUAA